CUAUCAGUAUUAUUUUGGGAGUGGAAACUGAAAGGAGCGGAAGGCAAGACUUUGCAAUUCCUACCAUCCGUUCCAUCUCUCUUCCCGGCAAUGAGGCAUGAAAAGCUUUCUCUCCUACAAAAAACACACAUUCAUUUUCCAUCUUUUCCUUCUACAUUUCUUCUACAUUUCCGCUGUGGAAACGGGAAGGCACAGUGGAGGUCAGGAAUUCGAGAUUCCGACCUUCCGUUUCCUCGUUCGUUUCUGCAGACACAACAACACCCAUUUUGAUGUGGGUUAGACAAUGUCAAUCCAAAUGCAAAACCCAUCAUCAAUUUCCAAUCUCAACAAUCCCGAUUCAAAUUCAAAUUCAAAUUCAAUCUCCUCUCAACACGAUUCCAAUUACCCAUCACCAGCAGCAGCUGAAACUGAAGCCCCAUUCACAAUGCACAACAAUGCGAACCACUACCGGCGGGCCUUUUCCUCCGACGACUUUUACCGGAUCCUCGACGACGACAUGGGUGGUUUCUCCGGCGACCCAUUUGGCGAUUGGUCCACGCAGAGCGUCGAAGGGGUCUCCGGCGGCUCCGUUGGCGGUAGAGGAAAUUUGGGUUGUGUGGAAGAGAAGCGAGUUGUGACUCGGCACCGGAAUAGCAAUUCGGUGGAUGGGUCGUCUAGAACAGCACAGAGCUUGUUUGGUGAAAUGAAGGAGUCCAAGAAGGCCAUUCCUCCUCAACAGUUGGCUCAGCUCUGGGCCCUCGAUCCCAAGCGCGCAAAGAGGAUUUUAGCAAAUCGGCAAUCUGCUGCCCGCUCAAAAGAGAGGAAGGCUCGCUAUAUAUCAGAACUUGAACGAAAAGUUCAGAUGGUUCAAGAAGAAGCGGCCACUCAUUGUUCACAACUCACACUAUUCAAGAGAGAGACAAUGACUCUGGCUUCUGAAAACACAAAACUUAAACUUCGGUUACAAGCUAUGGAGCAACAAGUUAAGAUGCGUGAUGCUAUGAAUGAAGCACUGAUGCAAGAGGUUGAGAGGCUCAAGAUUUCCACUGGAGCAAACCCCUCAGAAUCAUUGAACCCAGGAAUGUCUGUGUCUUACAGCCAAUCACCCUCCCCAUCGACCUUUUUUUCUCUUCCACAGCAGCCACUAACUUCUGUGUCCCAGUUGACAACAUCACACGACGAUCAGCCUGCUGUGCCUUUCUACCUGCAUCCAGAAAUCUCCCAGCAUCUUGACUUUUCACAGGACGAUUCGCUAGGCUGCUUACAGGGGUUCGAUAUCAGCAACAUACGUUCUAAUUUGUUGGAAAUUGAAGGUUAACUUUCGGUUGGUGAAAUGCCAUACUUGGUGGGCGUCAAUCCUCGAUUGUUUUGUUCUGAUGAUUUCCUUCAAGAAAGGGGGAUUUCUUUUAAGUUUUGUUGGCAAUGCUGACGAGCUCUGUCCCAUUCAGCAUGGAAUUUUGUUUUUCUGGGGUGCAAAGCAUGAGAUAAGAGGUCAUUUACCAAUGCCAUUAUCCAUGUAUCUUUUUUUUAUGCCUUGUGAACUUUUUUUCCAUUUGAUUUGGACCAGAGUUUAUUGAUUACAAAGCUAUGUACAGUCAAUCCAAUUUCAAGAACUACCCCUAAACAGACUUUUCAUAAGAGUUGA
Cornus florida is the source of this 1624-nucleotide messenger RNA. Its product is annotated as transcription factor RF2b-like. NCBI's taxonomy places the organism in Eukaryota, Viridiplantae, Streptophyta, Magnoliopsida, Cornales, Cornaceae. Gene Ontology annotation, molecular function: DNA-binding transcription factor activity. The transcript is spliced from 4 exons. Gene Ontology annotation, biological process: regulation of DNA-templated transcription. Gene Ontology annotation, cellular component: nucleus. Bases 284 to 1297 code for a protein of 337 amino acids. The record is from RefSeq and is a predicted model, not a curated record.